Messenger RNA from Gongylonema pulchrum, 297 nucleotides. The record is from the annotation of a GenBank genome assembly. Lineage: Eukaryota; Metazoa; Nematoda; Chromadorea; Rhabditida; Gongylonematidae.
AUGGCUACAGUUGGCAAGUUAUCGCAUGCUGAUAUCAAGGAUAAAAUUUUUGGUUCCGCACAAAUGCACAGACGUUUCGGCUACAAAAUGGCAAGUGGCCUAUUUCAUAAAAAAGACGGCUACCUGGGCCGUAAAGUGAGGAGACUGCCGCCUCCAAGAAUACUAGUACCGGAAGAACCGCCACGAGAGCUGCUCUCCUUUACACUUACGAAAGAAGAGCAAACUGGUCUCAAAGGAAUCGAAUUGAUGCCGCAUUUAGCCCAAGCAGGCUUCAAUUAUCGCGAAUAUCCCGAUUAG